Messenger RNA from Arachis stenosperma, 1217 nucleotides. Its product is annotated as GDSL esterase/lipase At2g30310-like. The transcript is spliced from 3 exons. Lineage: Eukaryota; Viridiplantae; Streptophyta; Magnoliopsida; Fabales; Fabaceae. Gene Ontology annotation, molecular function: hydrolase activity, acting on ester bonds. Bases 1 to 1104 code for a protein of 367 amino acids. The record is from RefSeq and is a predicted model, not a curated record.
AUGGCAUAUACAAAAGCCCACUACAUCAUCAUUUUGAUUAAUCUUUGCACCAUUGUUAUUGCUACAAGCAACAAUACAUUGAAUAGGCCAAAAUUCUCAUCAAUUCUAAUCUUUGGUGAUUCCACAGUGGACACAGGAAACAACAACUACAUCAAAACAUUAGGAAAAGCAAAUCAUUAUCCAUAUGGAAGAGAUUUCCCUGGUCAUGUUCCCACUGGAAGAUUCUCCAAUGGAAAAUUGGUUCCUGACUUCAUUGCUUCCAUUUUGAACAUCAAAGACACUGUCCCUCCUUUCUUGGACCCAAACCUCUCCAACGAAGAGCUCCUAACCGGUGUUAGCUUUGCCUCCGGCGGCUCGGGUUUCGAUGAGUUCACCGCGGUUUUGACCGGUGCCAUACCAAUGUCUAAGCAGAUUGAGCUCUUCAAAGCUUAUGUAGAAAAAAUCAAGUGCAUUGUUGGGGAAAAAGAAGCUAAAAGAAUAAUUGGAGAUGCUUUGGUCAUUAUUAGUGCAGGAACUAAUGAUUUCCUUUUCAACUUUUAUGACAUUCCCACUAGAAGAUCUGAGUUCAACAUUGAUGGAUACCAAGAUUUUAUACAAAACAAGCUUCAAAUCUUCAUCAAGGAACUAUACGAAGUUGGAUGCAGAAAAUUUUCUGUGACUGGGCUUUCAUGCAUUGGUUGCAUCCCCAUUCAAAUUACAGUCAAGUUUGUGAGUUUAAAGGAAAAGAAAUGUGUAGAGGAUGAGAAUUCAGAUGCUGAGAUCUACAAUAAAAAAUUGGCGAAGCAAUUACUUGUACUGCAAGAAAUGCUUCCAGGAAGCAGAGUUGUUUAUGCAAACAUAUAUGACCCAUUGAUCAACCUCAUUAGUCAACCUGAAAAAUACGGUUUCAAGGAAACCAAGAGAGGAUGUUGUGGGACUGGUUUAUUUGAAGUGACUCCAUUGUGUAACGAAAUCACGCCGGUAUGUGAUGACGCUUCAAAGUAUGUAUUUUGGGACAGUGUACAUCCAACAGAAGCAACCUACCAGUAUAUUGCUAAGUACUUAGAAAUGGAAGUUCUGCCCAAGUUCCAAUUUCAUAUGGAUUAUACUUUUGAAAAAGUGUAAAUGAUCUCACUGUAAACAUAUAUGUAGAUGAUUGAUAGGGCGUAAUAGCAUCGUUUAAUUCAUGAGUCUGACGAACUGUUGAAAUAAGCAAUUGGUCUGAAGACCUUGGUGAG